UCCCAUCCUGACAACUUCAUGUUGUUUAGCUGCUGGCUAUCGUUUAACCAAGUUCACCUUUUGAUUUGGUGCUGACGCAACGUUUGAUGCAACACCUCCGACGUCCUUUUUAUGAAGUGUGAACUGACAUUUAAAUAAUAAUGUAACGGAGAGAGCUGUGUUAGCUUGACAGGUAAACUUUCUUUUGGAAUCACAGCUAAUGCUAGUCAUUCAGCGUUCACUUUUUAGCUAACGGCUAACAGGAGCGACAGCAGCACCAACAGGAGACAAGGUUACAGGAUAACCCAAAGGAAAUAACCAUGAACUGUCCCCCCACCAAGCGCCUCCGAGGCCAGGAUCGAGUGACAACGAUGGACUUUGAUGACCCGUUUGGAGAUGACGAAGACUUCACCCAGGACGACUUGAAUGAAAUUGACAUCCUCGCCUCGCAGGCCAUCACCUCGGCCCCGGCACCUGGACCUGGGUCUAAAGCAGGAACUAAACCGACGGAGCUGGCACACGGGUCUGCAGGGCAGAGCAGAACUAUGGGCAGAACCACAACCAAUCAGAGCAGAGAGAACACAUUUGGGUUCGGCAGCAGCAACAAAGGGAAUUCUGGGAUACAAAACAGAGGCCCUAUCGGGAACAGGCUGCAGCGGUUUGGCUCAGAGAGAGAAGAGUCCAGCAGUCUGCUGGAGGCUCAGCAUGCAGAGCUAAAGAGGAAGCUGAAGGAGGUGGAGGAGGAGAUUAUGUUGAAGAGCGGGGAGAUCCGGGUCCUGCGGGACUCUCUGGGAGGGGCUCAGCAGGAGAAGGAGACCCAGAGGCAGAACCAGGUCCUGCUGGAGGCCCAGAAACAGAAAGAGCAUGAGAACAGGGAGAAGGAGCUCAACAAGAAGGUUCAAUCUUUGCAGUCAGAGCUGCAGUUCAAAGAAGCAGAGAUGAACGAGAUGAAGACCAAACUGCUCAACUCAGACAAAAACAAGACGCCCUCUCCAUCGCUUAGAAACAGUCUUAAAGUGCUCACCCAGUUGAAUCAUGGGACAGGCGGCAGCACCUCCUCUCCAACAGCAAAUGGAUUCAUCACCAAGGAGAUGUUUGGAGCCCAUGUUCCAUCCAAAAUGACACCAGUGAAGACGCGAAGAGACGGUGGGUCACAUCAGACAGAGGGUCAUCCAGCAGCAGAUCUGGUGACAGACAGGAAGUGUCUCAUCCAGACCCGUUCCUGUCCGUCAGACCUGCACACCUGCAGCACAGAGGAGGUGUCUUGCUGGGGUUGUUGCUGCAGCAGCCUCUCUCUCCCAGCAGCCUCGGCCUGUCUCACCUGCUGUCUAUGAGUCUGCCUGACAUCCACCUGACAUCCAGUGGGCUGUCUUCAGGCUUUCUUCUCCACUCUGCUCCUGCAGCCAGCAUUAAUGUUGGUGUAGGUGUAGCUCACAGAGCUGCUCUGAGC
Molecule: messenger RNA, 1429 nt
Organism: Notothenia coriiceps (black rockcod)
Lineage: Eukaryota; Metazoa; Chordata; Actinopteri; Perciformes; Nototheniidae
Product: ATR-interacting protein
Exons: 9
Coding region: 300-1313 (337 amino acids)
Biological process (GO): DNA repair; DNA damage checkpoint signaling
Source: RefSeq, a predicted model, not a curated record